Colletes gigas is the source of this 951-nucleotide messenger RNA. RefSeq lists its product as uncharacterized. The record is from RefSeq and is a predicted model, not a curated record. The transcript has 6 exons. NCBI's taxonomy places the organism in Eukaryota, Metazoa, Arthropoda, Insecta, Hymenoptera, Colletidae. Bases 1 to 951 code for a protein of 316 amino acids.
AUGACUUCUGAGACAAAUGACGAGGCUCCGUGUCUCGAGCGUCUUCAUCGAGAAGCCUUUACUUGUUUAGACACCUUCCCGAGCAAAAUCAUCGAGUUGAAUAAUCUCGUCAACGAGUACAUGCCCGAUUCUGUGAAAAACAGCAAGUACAAUAACAAUUCCGUUGGGCGGAAAGUCAAGUGUCCGUCUACGCUUUCUACAACAAGAAAUUGGGACAUAAACAGCAUCUCGGAUUAUGCUGUCUCGAGUUACUACCCUCUGUCGAUAUGUGAUCGCAGUCGAUCGAGACACGGAAUUUCCAAAAGAAAAUACUAUCGAUCGCGAGGCGUAAUCGGAUGCACUAUACGCCGAAGACCCGGGCCGCUCGGAAAACUUUUAGCAUUUAUAGUCAGCAGCCUCGCGACGUGCACGAAGAAGAUCGUCGUUGUUCCGUCUCAGUACAUUAUCGACAACAUUAUUUCAACGUUCUUCCAACGGCACAAGCUAAAAAACGCACAAUGCGGUCCCUCGCCGAAUUGGGACUGCUCUCUCUCGACUUACGUGACCACGCUCAAGAAGGAUACCACGAUCAUUGGAAAUCUUAUCGAUAUUAUGAGACCCGCUGCAGUGAAACUCAUCGCUGACACCACCAUCUUGAAACGCUGGCUCCAGGCAGUCGCCGUAACCAGCGUAUCGCCGUCGAUCGAACUGGCAAACGCAACUCGCAGCACCGAGACUAUCGACUGUUGGGCUUACGAGCUGUUCUUUCAUCUUAAGUACCUUCAAGUGAAUCGCGCACGACGGACCACCGACAAAGUAAUAGCCGGAGCUGGGUCAGAGCCUACGGACAUGAUUCACAUCAACUUGUGGCAUCGUUUGGUUCAACUUCGCGACAACUAUAUUAUAUUGUACGAAACGCUGGAAAAUUAUGAAAAAAUUCGCGAUCUCGAGCCGGAGAAGCCGCGAGAAUAA